CUGGCAGAAAACACGGCGGUCAGGAAGAACCGGUCCGGACGACCUCGGUUCAACACCUGCUGGUGCUUCAGGUUCUACAUCUUGGUUCCGGUUCAGCUGGGCUGAAUUAGACAGUCGGAUUCACAGAGAGAGGCGGUACCGACUGAAAGCACCUGCCGCCUCAAGGAAUUGAGCUGAUCCCAACAAAGUGAGCGAAACUGCCGCGGACUUUUGCUGCUUCUGCCCGAACCUGAGCCUGGGAGGUCAGGAACGGGUCCAGGACCGAACCUUAUCAUAGGGGGCUCAAAUGGACUCCUAAUGGGGAUCAGAUAAGAGUUUUAGACGGUUUGUGGAACAGAGAGGAAGAAUGUCUGUGAACGAGCUGUUCACCAAGUUCACACGGGUCUGGAUCCCGGACCAGGAUGAAGUAUGGAAAGCUGCAGAAAUCACCAGAAACUACAAGGAGGGAGAUCUGGUCCUCCACCUGCAGCUGGAGGAUGGAACGCCCCUGGAGUACCAGGUGGGUCCAAAGUCCAACGCGCUGCCGUUCCUGAGGAAUCCCGACAUCCUGGUUGGAGAGAACGACCUGACGGCUCUCAGUUACCUUCAUGAACCCGCCGUGCUACACAACCUGAGGGUCCGUUUCCUGGAGUCCAACAACAUCUACACCUACUGUGGUAUCGUCCUGGUGGCCAUCAACCCGUACGAGCAGCUGCAGAUUUAUGGGGAGGAGGUGAUCACCGCCUACAACGGUCAGAACAUGGGCGACAUGGACCCUCACAUCUUCGCCGUGGCCGAGGAGGCCUACAAGCAGAUGAUCAGAGACGAGAAGAAUCAGUCAAUCAUUGUGAGCGGAGAAUCUGGAGCAGGAAAGACGGUUUCAGCGAAGUACGCCAUGAGAUACUUCGCCACGGUGGGCGGCUCAUCCAGCGAUGCCAACGUGGAGGAGAAAGUCCUGGCCUCCAACCCCAUCAUGGAGGCCAUCGGGAACGCCAAAACCACACGAAACGACAACAGCAGCCGCUUCGGGAAGUACAUCCAGAUCGUCUUCAGCAAACAUUACCACAUUAUCGGAGCCAACAUGAGGACGUACCUGUUGGAGAAGUCCCGCGUCGUCUUCCAGGCUGAAGAUGAGAGGAAUUAUCACAUCUUCUACCAGCUGUGUGCCUCGGCCAGUUUACCAGAGUUUAAAGAGCUCGGUCUCAUGAGUGCUGAGGACUUCACCUACACGUCUUUAGGAGAGAACAUCUUUAUCGAUGGAGUUAAUGAUGCUGAAGACCUAAAAAAGACCAGAGAGGCCUUCACACUGCUGGGUAUAAAGGAGAGCAGUCAGAGCGGCAUCUUUAAGAUCAUGGCCUCCAUCCUUCACCUGGGGAAUGUAGAGAUCAUCUCAGAGCGGGACGGAGAGUCCUGUCAUGUCGGUAGGAACGACGUCCACCUGCAGCACUUCUGCAGACUUCUGGGUGUGGAGCUGAAGCAGAUGGAUCACUGGCUCUGCCACAGGAAGCUGGCCACCGCCUCAGAGACCUACGUGAAGACCAUGUCUUGCAAACAGGCGAACAACGCCCGCAACGCUCUCGCCAAGCACAUCUACGCCCGCCUCUUCGACUGGAUUGUGGGGCACAUCAACAAGGCGCUGCAGACCUCCUCCAAGCAGCACUCCUUCAUCGGGGUUCUGGACAUCUACGGGUUUGAGACGUUCGAAGUGAACAGCUUUGAGCAGUUCUGCAUCAACUACGCCAAUGAGAAGCUCCAGCAACAGUUCAACUCUCAUGUCUUCAAGCUGGAGCAGGAUGAAUACAUGAAGGAGAACAUCCCCUGGACCCUCAUCGACUUCUACGACAACCAGCCCUGCAUUGACCUGAUCGAGGCCCGGCUUGGUAUCUUGGACCUGCUGGAUGAGGAGUGCAAAGUUCCAAAAGGGACUGAUCAGAACUGGGCCCAGAAGCUCUACAAGCAGCAGGCCAGCAGUGCACAUUUCCAGAAACCCAGAAUGUCCAAUACAUCCUUCAUCAUCAUCCACUUUGCUGACAAGGUGGAGUAUCAGUGUGAAGGCUUCCUGGAGAAGAACAGAGACACAGUCUAUGAGGAGCAGAUCAACAUCCUCAAGGCCAGCACGUUUCAGCUGGUUGCUGAUCUGUUCCAAGACAAAGACGACGUCUCCUCCUCUAAACCCUCCAAGGUGAACGUCCGGGCCCUGAAAACUGUUCCCAAAGUUCCCAACAAGGAGCACAGGAAGACCGUGGGACAUCAGUUCCGCUCGUCGCUGCAUCUCCUAAUGGACACUCUGAACGCCACAACGCCUCACUACGUCCGCUGCAUCAAACCCAACGACUUCAAGGAGGCCUUCUCGUUCGACUCACAGCGGGCCGUGCAGCAGCUCCGAGCCUGCGGAGUUCUGGAGACGAUCCGGAUCAGCGCGGCCGGGUAUCCGUCCAGGUGGACCUACCCCGACUUCUUCAGUAGGUACCGGGUUCUGAUGAAGAAGUCAGACAUCACGUCAGCAGAUAAGAAGCAGGUGUGCAAGAACCUGCUGGAGACGCUGAUAAAGGAACCCGACAUGUUCCAGUUUGGAAAGACCAAGAUCUUCUUCCGAGCCGGUCAGGUGGCCUACCUGGAGAAGCUGCGGGCUGAUAAUUUCAGAUCGGCCUGCAUCAAGAUCCAGAAGACGGUCCGAGGCUGGCUGCAGAGGAUUCGGUACCGCAAGAUCCGCAAGGCUGCCAUCGGCCUACAGAGAUACGGCCGAGGCUACCUGGCUCGCAGGUACGCAGAGUUCCUGCGUCAGAACCGAGCCGCCCUGAUCUGUCAGAAACAGUACCGCAUGGUCCGAGAAAGGAGGAACUACCUGAGGAUCAGAUGGGCCGUGGUCACCAUCCAGGCCUACACCCGAGGAAUGUUCACCCGCAGGAUCUACUGGGAGUUCCUGCUGCACCACAAGGCCAUGGUCAUCCAGAAGAACGUCCGCGGCUGGCUGCAGAGGAAGAAGUUCAGGCGGGCGCGGGAUGCCGCCAUCAUCAUCCAGUGCGCCUUCAGAAGAAUAAAAGCCAAACGGCAGCUGAAGGAGCUGAAAAUCGAAGCUCGCACCGCAGAACAUCACAAGAAGCUCAACACAGGCCUGGAGAAGAAGAUCUUUGAGCAGCAGAAAAGGUUGGACGAGCAGUCCCAGGAGUACAAAACCCAGAUCAAGCAGCUGCUGACGGAGAACACCUCACUGGGCUCAGAGGUGACGAAGCUGCAGAAGGAGCUGGAGCUGAUCCAGAACCAGCAGCCUGAUGGAGGUCAGAUGGUGUCGCUGCAGGAGGAGUUGAAGAGGCUGCAGGAGGAGCUGCAGGAGGCGCAUACCCAGAGGAAGAGGAUGGAGGAGGAGCACGGCAGUGAGAAGCUCAGCCUCACUCAGCGGGUGGAGGAGCUGGAGAGAGAAAACUCUCUGCUGAAGACUGAGAAGGAGGAGAUGAACCGGCGGAUCCAGCAGACGUCCAAGAACUCUGCUGAGGUGAACAACACAUCUCUGCUGACUGAGCUCGAUCAGGAGCGGGAGCGCUACCAGAACCUGGUCAAAGAGUUCUCCAGGCUGGAGCACAGAUAUGACAACCUGAAAGAGGAGAUGUCUCUGAGCAAGUUCCACCCCGGCCACCAGAGGAAUCCGUCCACUCAGAGCAGCCAGGAGUCGGACUCGAACUACCCGUCUUUCUCCCUCUCAGAGGUGGGAGACACUGAGGACUCCAUUCAGCUGGUGGACGAGAUGGGUGUAGAGAAGGCUGCGAUGGACAUCAGUGUGUUCUUGAAGCUGCAGAAACGAGUGAGGGAGCUGGAGACGGAGAAUAAGAGGCUGCAGGUCAACCUGGACAAGAUGGAGGAGCUCGCCAAGCGUAAGGGUCCUGAGACCAAGAGUCCAACAUCUGACGUGGAGACUGCAGAUCUGGCCUACAACAACCUCAAGAGACAGGAGCUCGAAUUAGAAAACAAGAAACUGAAGAAUGACCUGAAUGAGCUGAGGAAGACCAUUGCUGAGCGCGCAUCACAGGACAGCUCAUCCAAUGAGCUGCAGGACAGCUACAACCUGCUGCUCAGUCAGCUGAAAGCAGCCAGUGAGGAGCUAGACGCCCGUAAGGAGGAGGUGCUUAUCCUGAGGACUCAGAUUGUGAGCAACGCCCAGCUGCAGGAGAAGAGCGAACGCAUUCAAAGUGAGGUCGAUGGAGGGCUGAACAACAGCAAAGAGCCGGUGGACAAAGACGAGGCCCUCAAAGCGUAUUAUGGACUGUCUGAGUCCAAGAAGUUGCUGGAGGCCCAGCUGCAGACCCAGGCCCGACAGCACCGAGAUGAGCUGGAGGCUCUGCACACUCAGAUCGAGCUGCUGAAGGAUGACAUCGAGAAGAAGCAGGAGCUCCUGAACUACACCUCGUCUCUGUCUCCAGAGGCCAAGGUGGAGUACAGCGUCCAACAGGAGAUCACUCGGCUCACCAACGAUAACCUGGACCUCAAGGAGCUGGUGGAGAAACUGGAGAAGAACGAGAGGAAGCUGAAGAAGCAGCUGAGGCUCUACAUGAAGAAGGUCCAGGAACUGCAAGCUGCUCAGGCCACAGCUCAAAGCAGGGACAAACCCGAGCCGAGGACCCCGGGGAACCUGCAGAGGAAGGACAAGGACUUUGAGGGGAUGUUGCAGUACAUGAAGGACGACGAGGCCCGGCUCAUCAAGACCCUCAUCACAGACAUCCGACCCAGCAUGGUGUCGGCCACCGUUCCCUGUCUGCCCGCCUACAUCCUCUUCAUGUGCAUCCGCCACGCCGACUACAUCAAUGAUGACCAGAAGGUGGAGUCUCUGCUCACCUCCACCAUCAACGCCAUCAAGAAGGUCCUGAAGAGGAACAAUGACGACUUUGAGAUGAUGUCGUUCUGGUUGGCCAACAGCAGCCGGCUGCUUCACUGCCUGAAGCAGUACAGUGGAGAGGAGGCCUUCAUGACUCAGAACACGCAGACACAAAACGAGCACUGUUUGAAGAACUUUGACCUGGCCGAGUACCGGCAGGUUCUGAGCGACCUGUCCAUCCAGAUCUACCAGCAGCUCAUCAAGGUGGCUGAGGGCAUCAUCCAGCCUAUGAUCGUGUCGGCCAUGUUGGAGAGCGAGAGCAUCCCGAGCCUGGCCGGAGUCAAGCCAAUGGGCUACAGGAACCGCUCGUCCAGCAUGGACACGGACGCCGACGGGCCCACCACCUACACUCUGCAGGGGCUGAUUCGGCAGCUGAGCCAGUUCAACAGCACCAUGAGGGACCACGGACUGGACCCCGAGAUCGUAGGGCAGGUGGUCCGACAGCUCUUCCACUGCAUCAACGCCGUCACGCUCAACAACCUGCUGCUGCGCAAAGACGUCUGCUCCUGGAGCACGGGCAUGCAGCUCAGGUAUAACACCAGUCAGAUGGAGGAGUGGCUCCGCGCCAACAACCUGUUUCAAAGCAAAGCUUCUGCCACGCUGGAGCCCAUCAUCCAGGCUGCUCAGCUGCUGCAGGUCAAGAAGAAGACGUCUCAGGAUGCCGAGGCCAUCUGCUCGCUGUGCUCUGCACUCAACGUGCAGCAGAUCGUGAAGAUCCUGAACCUGUACACGCCUCUAAAUGAGUUUGAAGAGCGGGUCACCGUGUCCUUCAUCAGAAACAUUCAGAAUAUCCUCCAGGAGAGGAACGACCCUCCUCACCUCCUGAUGGACACCAAACACACCUUCCCCGUCCUCUUCCCAUACACUCCCUCUGCUCUGAGUCUGGAGACCAUGCACAUCCCCGCCUCCAUCGGCCUGGACUUCCUCAUCAAGGUGUGACGUCUCAGAGAUCCACAGACUCUAGACAUCAAUCUUCACUUCAUUCGCCCCUUUCCUCCAGAUCUGAUCUGCAGGACCUCUGAGAUGUUCCUGAGCAUCUUGACAUCUAGCAGAUCAUCAGCUCCUGGCUGUGGUUCGGCCCGGAUCUGUUCAUCUGAUCUGUGUGUUUAGUGCAGUUUAUACCUGAGGUUAGAGGAAGUAAACUGAUUAAAGGAGGUCAAAGCUAGUGAAGCUGGAGGGUGAAGGUCAACGAUGAGCUGCAGAGAUGUUUUUACAGAUGAAUGUUGGGUAGAAAGUUGCACGUUUCCCCAGAAAGCUGGUCUCUAACAGGAAGAGGAGCAGCUGGAGAUACGUCAGAACAUGUUUUCUACAGCUUGUCCAUAUUUAUGGAGCCUCCAGAUGUUUAAAUCCUGUUUGUUUUAGCAGAUGUUGGACUGUAAACCAGAACCAUGUGAAUCAGGACGGGUCGAAGCAGAAAUUCCUCUGUUUAAACACGACUGUAAACCAUCCAGAACUUUUCAUACUUCUCUGUAAUCAAGAUGAAUAUGAACCAGAAUUUCUACUAAAACUCAACAUUUCCUUCCCUGUCGGGCGUCUUUUAUGUUCAGCUUUUAUUUUGACAGUUUCUAAUCUUCUUCCUGUGUAAUUGGUCUAGUUUGUGGUGACACUAUUGUGUAAAAUAUUUAAAUCCGGUGUAGUUCAGCCAGAAGAGUCUGUGUCUGCAGCGUGCCAUGAAGUGAUGGUAUCUCUACGUCAGCCUGCUGAAGAUGAUUCUUAUGACCUGUAGCUGCAGGACAACUGAAGGAAUCAUCUUCCUUCCUGGUUGUCACUAAUGCAGAUCCAUUCUUCCUCUGUAAUAAAGAUUCAUCCGUCAGAACUUUCAAACAUUUUCUGUAUAAAUAGUUUCUGGGUUUGACUGAAAGCUGCAGUUCUGGAAAUGUUCUGCUUGGAGGACCUGCAGAGCCUUCACAGAAUAUAUUUCAGAAAUGAAGUUUGUUCUGUUGUCAGCUGAUGGAAAUAAUUUGAGAUCUUGGUGUAAUUCUGAAGACAGAAAUAUAUAUAAAAUGAUUGACUUCA
Messenger RNA from Girardinichthys multiradiatus, 6862 nucleotides. It is a transcript of the gene myo5b, whose product is annotated as myosin VB. Gene Ontology annotation, molecular function: actin filament binding; microfilament motor activity; ATP binding. Gene Ontology annotation, cellular component: vesicle; actin cytoskeleton; myosin complex. NCBI's taxonomy places the organism in Eukaryota, Metazoa, Chordata, Actinopteri, Cyprinodontiformes, Goodeidae. The record is from RefSeq and is a predicted model, not a curated record. Bases 347 to 5785 code for a protein of 1812 amino acids. The transcript is spliced from 39 exons. Gene Ontology annotation, biological process: vesicle transport along actin filament; actin filament organization.